CAUUAACAAAACAAUUUUUAUUUUUGUAUAACACUUCUAGAGGAAAACCAAGAUCAAAUGGUGAGAACAUCGUUCAUGGAAAUGGAAUUAGAGCGCUGUAAAUAUGACACUAUGGAUAGCCAACAUAAACUUGCCGACUUGGAAAAAACACUAAGCACACUACAAACCGAGUUUAAAUACUGCAAUUCGUGGAAAGAGUUAUUUAAGAAUAAACUCAGUUCUAAGGAUGAUGAGUUAAGCGAUUGCUUUACAAAGCAUCAACAAAUAUCCGGAUCAUCAAUUCCAUCCAGAAGUCUUCCCACCUCAUGUUUAAACCUGACUUCUGGUAUUCAAGAGAUUCAACUUCCAAAUGGAAAUCCAUAUUAUGUGCUAUGCGGUUCGGAUGGUUGGAUGAUUAUUCAGCGACGAAUCGAUGGAAGUGGUGACUUCAAUAAGAAUUUGCAGAUAUAUAUGGAUGGAAUUGGAGACAUUAAUGGGGAGUUUUUCAUGGGAUUGGAAAAUCUGCAUCUAAUUACCAAUGCAACGCGUCACAAGUUGAAAGUAAAACGAUAGAAAAAAAAGAAGAAGA
This is a messenger RNA of Drosophila nasuta, 568 nucleotides long. Its product is annotated as angiopoietin-related protein 4-like. NCBI's taxonomy places the organism in Eukaryota, Metazoa, Arthropoda, Insecta, Diptera, Drosophilidae. Bases 58 to 552 code for a protein of 164 amino acids. The record is from RefSeq and is a predicted model, not a curated record. The transcript has 2 exons.